This is a messenger RNA of Danaus chrysippus (African queen), 762 nucleotides long. NCBI's taxonomy places the organism in Eukaryota, Metazoa, Arthropoda, Insecta, Lepidoptera, Nymphalidae. The record is from the annotation of a GenBank genome assembly.
AUGUUUAAUCCUUCAGCUAUGCCGGAUGUUCCAGUGGGAUAUGGUAAGGCCAUGGUCACACCAGUGAAGAAGCAGCUGGUCCUACGAAAAGAUAAUAAAACACCACCAGCUAACGAAAAAUCCCCGAUGCGUUUCGGAAGAAUGCCCUCACCGCAAUGCUCGUUGAAAGAUAACAAACAGCCUCCAAGUCCAACACCAAAUAAACGAGAGAACACAAGCAACUCUAGAUUGCUCAACGACACCAUACUGAACCUAACACUGUCGAUUCUGUACAACGUAUUGUUUUGGAGACUACAUCGUUUCGUAUCAUAUAUAUCGUAUUACCAGUGGCAGUCAAUGAUAUCAGUAAUUGCAGUUGGUUAUUUGUUUUGGACAGCGACUAGGGAGACAUCCAGGACCUAUGAGAGAGUGCGAGGACUCUCCGGCGCUGACGCGCAAACCUCAAAUCAACCCACAACACCAAAUAGGACAACUAUGAGCCCGAGAAGACAGUCGUUGGAAAGAAAUUCCAAUGGUAACCCACCUACUACCAGAAAUAUACAGAAUAGACUACCUCUAACCAGACGAGGAAGCUGCACCAAAGAAAACAUAAGAUCCGCUCAAGGUGUUGUGGAAUCGAAACCUGCCCCAUUAAACGAAUUUCAGAGACAAGCAAAUCUAAGGGACUGUAUGAGAAAAUUUCGAACUAAACAAUUUUGGCAUGACUCAAGUAUACCUAUACCAACAUUUAUUUUGAAAAUUGAACUGUUAUUAAAAUCAUAA